Molecule: messenger RNA, 4508 nt
Organism: Alligator mississippiensis (American alligator)
Lineage: Eukaryota; Metazoa; Chordata; Crocodylia; Alligatoridae
Gene: LARGE2
Product: LARGE xylosyl- and glucuronyltransferase 2
Exons: 15
Coding region: 197-2431 (744 amino acids)
Biological process (GO): protein O-linked glycosylation via mannose
Molecular function (GO): xylosyltransferase activity; glucuronosyltransferase activity
Source: RefSeq, a predicted model, not a curated record
AGGGAGGAUUGGGAAAGGCAGCCCCAGGAGGGAGCAGCAGCAGCAGCGUCAGACUGCACACUAGUUUAGGAGCAGCUCUGGCAAGAGGACAAGGUGGGGAAAGCCAGGCUCUAGGAUGCUGGGGCCAGCAAGGCUAGGCCCGCCCACGUGAUCCUCACUGCCACGGCCCUCGGCCUGCUCCGCCUGCAUAUCCGCCAUGCUGCUGUCCUGGCGCGGGAAGCUGAAGCUGCUGCUCGUCACAGCAACACUGGUCAUCCUCCUCUCGUGGCUGUACCUCCUGGCAGGCGGUCUGGAGUAUGGCCGCUCUCUCCUGCUGUCUCCUUGCUUUGGAGAACAGCCCAGCCGGGACGUGGAACGAGAGGCCUUGGUGUCUCAGGUGCACAGGGUGGAGGAGGAGAACCAGCAGCUGCGCCUACAACUCAGCCAGUCCCUAGUGCAGGUGGGGGCCACAGAGGGGGGUGACGGCAGCCAGCCAUGGGCAGCCUCUGUGGAGAACAGGGAAGCUGCAGGGGAGGAGAAGAGCAACCGCACAGACUGCACCAAGCAACGGACAGUGCAGAAGUGUGAGCUCCUGCAUGUGGCAAUUGUCUGUGCUGGGCAUAAUGCAAGCAGAGAUGCGGUGACCCUGGUGAAAUCCAUUCUCUUCCACAGGAAGAACCCUCUUCAUUUCCACCUCAUCACGGACUUGGUGGCUCGGCAGAUUUUGCAGACUCUCUUCCAGUCCUGGAUGGUACCCUCCGUCCACGUCAGCUUUUACGACGCCGACAACUUGAAGCCGGAGGUGUCCUGGAUCCCCAACAAGCACUACUCAGGGAUUUAUGGGCUGAUGAAGCUGACACUCACCAAGGCACUGCCCCCCAACCUCACCAAGGUCAUCGUGCUGGACACAGACAUCACCUUUGCCACUGACAUUGCUGAGCUGUGGGCUGUGUUUGGAAAGUUCUCUGAGAAGCAGGUGAUUGGGUUGGUGGAGAACCAGAGUGACUGGUAUCUAGGGAACCUGUGGAAGAACCACAGGCCAUGGCCAGCACUGGGACGUGGCUUCAACACAGGGGUGAUCCUUUUGCUCCUGGAGCGCCUGCGACAGAUUGGCUGGGAGCAGAUGUGGCGGCUGACGGCGGAGCGGGAACUCAUGAGCAUGUUCUCCACCUCGCUGGCAGAUCAGGACAUCUUUAAUGCAGUGAUCAAGCAGAACCCCAUGCUGGUGUACCAGCUCCCCUGCUUCUGGAACGUGCAGCUGUCAGACCACACCCGCUCCGAGCAGUGCUACACAGAGGUCUCUGAUCUUAAGGUGAUCCACUGGAACUCACCUAAGAAGUUGCAUGUGAAGAACAAGCAUGUGGAGUUCUUCCGAAACCUCUACCUGACGUUUCUGGAGUACGAUGGGAAUCUGCUGCGCAGGGAGCUUUUCGGCUGUGCCAGCCCACCCAGCCUGCCCGGCGACCAGCUGCAGCGGGCUCUGGAGGACCUGGAUGAGGAUGACUCCUGCUACGAUUUCCGCCGGCAGCACCUCACACAGCACCGCAUUCACCUCUUCUUCCUGCAGUAUGAGUUCAUGGCCUUGUCUGACCCAGUUGAUGUCACCCUGGUUGCCCAACUCUCCAUGGACAGGUUACAGAUGCUGGAGGCCAUCUGCAAACACUGGGCAGGACCCAUCAGCCUGGCGCUCUACAUGUCAGAUGCGGAGGCCCAGCAGUUCCUGCGCUACGCCCAGGCCUCGGAGGUGCUGAGUAGCCGCAGGAACAUCGCCUACCACAUUGUGUACAAGGAAGGGCAGUUCUACCCCAUCAACCUGCUGCGGAACGUGGCACUGACCAAUGCGCAGACACCCUACGUUUUCUUGACUGACAUCGACUUCCUGCCUAUGUACAGUCUCUACGAUUACCUCAGGAGCUCCAUUCAGCAGCUGGCACUGCCUCAGAGGAAGUUGGCACUCAUUGUGCCAGCAUUCGAGACUCUGCACUAUCGCCUGACCUUCCCCAAAUCCAAAGCGGAGCUGCUUUCCAUGCUGGACAUGGGCUCCCUCUACACUUUCAGGUACCACGUGUGGCCCAAGGGCCAUGCCCCAACUGACUAUGCCAAGUGGCGGACAGCCACAGUACCGUACCUCGUGGAGUGGCAGCCGGACUUCGAGCCUUAUGUUGUAGUGAGGCGCGACUGUCCCCAGUAUGACCAGAGGUUCGUGGGCUUUGGCUGGAACAAGGUGUCCCACAUCAUGGAGCUUGAUGCCCAGGAGUACGAGCUGCUGGUCCUGCCCAAUGCCUUCAUGAUCCACAUGCCUCAUGCUCCCAGCUUCGACAUCUCCAAGUUCCGCCUCAGUGCUGGGUACCGAGGCUGCCUGCAGACACUGCGGGAGGAGUUCCACCAGGACCUGUCGCGUAGGUACGGUGCAGCCGCGCUGAAAUACCUCACGGCUGAGAGGAGCCUGUGACUUGGAGGGCCAGCAUAUGCAGGGCAUCGGUUGUACGCUAGGGAGGGAAGGGGACCUCUCCUGAUCUGGCUCAGUUUAGGAGCUCUCCCUGCAGGCAUCAAACCUGCAGCACAAUCUCCCUCCAGCUAGACAGAGAGGGAGAGGGCCAUUGAGCUGCAGCCCAGGGUUUGGCAUUACUGAGAGGGCCUGCUGGUUACCGCUGCUUCCCAUGGUCAAGGGUGAGCAUCUCAGGGCUGAGCAUUGGCUCAGAGGAGCAGAAAUACGAAUCCAAAGUUGGGAUAAUGUCACUGAGCAGAAAGGGGAGGCUCUGGGUGGUUCCUCUAGUCAGGGAGAGGCUGGUUUGGUCCCUGUAGUGCAGUGUCCAAGGCUUUGGCCAGAAAGGGGUUUCCAGUGUCCCUGUAGGAGACAGUGAGGUGGGAAGUCUCCCUCUUGCACAUUCCCUGACAUUCAGCCAAAAAGUUCCUUUGCUUUCAACUACGCCCCCACCUCACUGUACUCCUGGGGCCCUGCCUCCUCCAGCCCCUGUGCAGGAAGCCCUGCUAGGACUAGCAUCACCGCAGGUCAUUUCUUUCAUUCCUCCAUCUCUUGCAUGCACAGCUCCGUAACUCCAAGCCCCUUCCAGAGUGGAGGUGUGUGGAGAGGGGGCUGGCACCUCACCCCAUUCCAUGCCUCCACCUGGAAGAUGGCCUAAAUGUACAGGAACAGAUGACACUGUCUGCCUGCCUGAGUUGUGGAGACUGCAACCUCUUGCCUUAUACCACAGCUGGAAGCACAUAGCUCCCAGCUGGGCUGGUCACUAGUUGUGACUGUGGGCUUCUGCCUUAAGGGUGUGCCCUGCUUAGAAUCAUAAAAACACAGAGCUAGAAGGGAGGUUGUCUAGCUCAAACCCCUGCUUAAGACGGGAUCAUCCCUCCACUUACCAUGAAGAGGCAGACACAGCCAUGCUUACAUGGUGCCUGAAUAGGGCUGGGCCCAGCAGCUUCUUUCCCCCUUCCACCCCAGUGAGCUUCUACAACCAAGGCUGUGCCUCCAGGUGCAGCUUCAGCUGGGACCUGCCAGGGGACCCCGGCUUGAUAUUAGCACCAUUACCUUGCCAAUAGCAGUACAGCACUGGCUCUUUUCCCAUCUUGCUGUGGCCCAGAUGCGUGUGUCACUGUCUGGGAGGUGAGGCAUUGUGCACAUGUUCAGGGCUGUGUCUGCCUCUCUACAGAAAGAGCUCAGUGUGCAAAAUACACACGUCUGCUACCCAGAGGCUUUGGGUCUGGCCCUUUAUUUUAUAUAAAGUCUAAUCUCUGUUCAAGUUCCCAAAGGAGGUGCUGCUGCUGGACAGCCUGCACCCCUCCAAGACACGGCCAUCCUCCCUGUACUGGCAAGCUGCUGCAUUUCCCUCAGGUUUUCCUGGCUGGGGAGGGGCUAGUGAGACCUAAUGCUGCAGGUUUGAGUCAGUUACUGAGGCCCACGGACUGUUCCUGUCUUUGCCGUGGUGCUAACUGCUAGGUCUUGGUCACUGCUGUGAUUGAGCUAGGCAGGCCUGAAGCAUGGGGGCAAGUGAUCCUGUCCGGAGGAACCUCCUGGGGCCAUUCCACAGCUCAGGAGGCAGGAGCCUGAAUCUCACUAACACUGACAUUGUCAUUGACAAUCAAGGAGGUGGUUGACACCAGACCACAGUAGUUGGGCACCAUGCCUGGACCCUGCACAGGGAGCAGUUUCAGCCAGGCACCGUUCCACAGCCAUCACACACUGGAGCACAUGGGACACCCUUGCUUUCCUCAUUAUUUAAAUUAUUUAAAGUGAUUCUUCCUGUGGUGUAAAGGAUCAGGGGGUCCGUGGGUUUGUCUCUUCCUUGUUGAUUUUGCAGAUGGUCCUGGAGUAUCUUCAGGCCUGUUGCUGCUGGAAUGCUGCUGUUCACUUCCUAGCAUUAAUCUGAUACCUGUAAGCCUGUGCUGUGUGCAAAACCCUCCAUCCACAGCAGGGCAGGCACUGAGAGGGGAGGCCUACCCAUCACUCUGCUGUGUUUGGAAGGACAUGAGUGUUUCUUGCAGGGUUUUUAAUUAAAGCUUUUUUAUCCUUUUUCAAA